GAUGUUGAUGUGAACAACACAAUAAUCAGCAACAAUCAAACGGCAAUACAAGGUGUGCAAAGUUCGUUGAGAGAGAGUCGAUUCCUGUGCCAUACGGCGAGCACAACAAUCGCUGAGGAUGCCACUCAUUUCGGAGAACAACUGGCCGAUUUGAUCCAUCAAAUUCUUGUGGAUGGAGUGAAACCGGAGAGCGCCUUAGAGAGUCUGAAUCAGGCGAAUAUCAAUAUUAAGUGCCCAGAUGAAGAUCGCAUUGCGAUUUUGUUCGGCGGUGAAACGACCGUUAAGGUGACCGGCGAAGGACAAGGUGGUCGCAAUCAGCAGAUCGUCCUUUCGGCACUCUCAAAGUUACUCGAGAAGAACACCGCACAGCAUCUCCAAGGACAAUUCGCGUUGCUAAGUUCGGGAACAGACGGUCAGGAUGGUCCGACUGAGGCGGCCGGUGCGGUGUUGACCAGUGAGGAUUUGGCGCUGAUUGCUAAGGAAGGCUCAGAGUUGAAAUUGGACGAUGUGAAUGAAUUCUUGCGCAACAACGACUCGUACAAUUUCUGGAAGAAGUUCCAAGACGGUGUUUGUCAUGUGCAAACUGGACCGACUGGAACGAAUGUAAUGGAUGUGCAGAUUUUGUUGAUUAAUAAGCAAAAAAGUGAGAAGUGA
This is a messenger RNA of Anisakis simplex (herring worm), 654 nucleotides long. The record is from the annotation of a GenBank genome assembly. NCBI's taxonomy places the organism in Eukaryota, Metazoa, Nematoda, Chromadorea, Rhabditida, Anisakidae.